CUCAACAGGCAGGGAUUUGCAGUGUGUUCCCCUCCGCCGACUGAGUGGAUACAUGAUCAGUUCGCCGACUUUCCUGAGGUCGGUGGCCCCACCAACACGGUGCCACUGCCUUUUGGUGAGUUUGUGAACUACUCCCGUUUCGCCCGCUUUGCGCGGGUGCGAAAUGUCUCGGAUGCCCAGGAGCUCUUGUUGGAGCUCUUGAAGGCCAAGACCAUCGAUCGGACGGAAGCCGACCAAGAAGAGCUGCUAGCUGAGAUCGGUGGGCUCUUCAUGAAGCACGAGGGUUGCCACUGGGCCUCGGGGCAGCCUUUCUUGGACCUGUUGGCCAAGUCCUUUGAGGCAAGGGCGAAGAUCUGGCAGCACAUGCGCUGGUACAACUGAAGAGUGUUCCCAUGUGAUGUGGAGGGUUUCGGCCAGCAUGGCGCUGGUUAAACGGCACAAGCUGAGGGCCAAGGAUCCCGGUAGACGGCGUGUGGCUCCAGGCCGAGACGAAGCAGUCUCUCAACCGGCCGACGCCGACGUGUGUGAUCCGUGCGAUGGAGAA
Messenger RNA from Durusdinium trenchii, 544 nucleotides. The record is from the annotation of a GenBank genome assembly. NCBI's taxonomy places the organism in Eukaryota, Dinophyceae, Suessiales, Symbiodiniaceae.